AGGGAGAGUAGGGAGAAGGAGAGAGAGAGAGAUUGAAACAAGUUCCUGAGACAGACAGAGAGAGAGAGAGAGAGAGAGUUUGGGAGGCUGUUGAAGGAAGGGGGUAUUCACUGGGGAGUGUCUUGCUGGAGUUAACAGAGAGAGAGGGAGAGGGAGGGGGGGAAAGAGAUUGGGGAAAAAAAAGCAGGUUCCCCCCACGAGCUGGCACCACGCCAUUGCUGACAGUGCAGGGAAUUUCUUGUAGUCAGUUUCAUUAAAAAGCCACUGGGAUCCUGCGAACCUCGACUGAGCCCAAGUGUGGGGAAUUCACAGCGUCCUGGCUGUGUGUGUGUGUGAGAGAGAGAGAGUGGAGGGUCCGGGACCACACUCUGUUUCCAGCUGGAUUCACUGCUUACCGUGUGGAUUAUAGACUUCACCGGCAACAUGCUGAGCUCUGGAGGGAUCUACGCCGUUAAAAAGAGGAAGAAACCCGUGCAGAAGAGUCCCAAGUCACCUCCUGUCGACGGCGUCAAGUCCAAUCCGUCCAAAAGGCACCGGGAUCGUUUGAACUGUGAGCUGGACAAACUGACCAGUCUGCUGCCCUUCAGCGAGGAUAUCCGUGCCCGGCUGGACAAACUGUCCGUGCUGCGACUGAGCGUGGGCUACCUGAAAGCAAAGAGCUUCUUCAAUGCGAGCAUGAAGACAAACAAGGCUGGCUGGUCGACAGACAAGAUGGCACACUUCCCAGGGAACAGACAGCAGAACGGUCAGCCCCUGCUUUCUGAGGGAGACCUAUUGCUCGAGGCUCUGAAUGGCUUUAUUCUAGUCAUCACUGCUGAAGGAUUUGUCUUCUACGCGUCUCCCACCAUCCAGGAUUACCUUGGCUUUCACCAGUCGGAUGUGGUACACCAGAGUGUGUUUGAGCUGAUCCACACUGACGACCGGGCAAUGUUUCGACGUCAGCUGCAUUGGGCCCUGAGCCCACCUGCGUGCCAGGAAUCCAACCCCCGAGUGGACAGUGUUCCGGAGAACAGUAGCCUUUGCUCCUAUAUCGUCAAUUACAAUCCCCACGACUUACCACCUGAGAAUUCCUCCUUCAUGAAGAGGAACUUUAUCUGCAGGUUCCGUUGUCUUUUGGACAAUUCCUCUGGGUUCCUGACGCUGAGCUUUCAGGGGCGGCUGAAGUUCUUACACGGGCAGAAUAAGAAAGCAGAGGAUGGCGCCCCCAUCCCCCCUCAGCUGGCCCUGUUCGCCGUGGCAACCCCUCUCCAGCCUCCGUCCAUCCUGGAAGUGCGGACCAAGACGCUGAUAUUCCAGACCAAGCACAAAUUGGACUUCACGCCGCUGGCAUGUGACACCAAGGCCAAGUUUGUUCUGGGUUACACAGAAAUGGAGCUGUGCAUGCGAGGUACAGGCUACCAGUUCAUCCAUGCUGCUGAUAUGACCUACUGUGCUGAUAAUCAUGUGAGAAUGAUUAAAACUGGAGAGAGUGGAAUGACUGUGUUCAGACUGCUGACCAAGCAAAACAGUUGGGUUUGGGUUCAGGCGAAUGCUCGGCUGGUUUACAAAGGUGGUCGACCCGACUCCAUCAUCAGCAAGCAAAGACCCUUGACGAAUGAAGAAGGGGAGGAACACUUUCGGAAAAGGUCCAUGCAGUUGCCGUUCAAUUUUGCCACAGGAGAGGCAGUUCUAUACGACGCCAAUGCAUUGCUUUUGGGGCAUCUGGAUUCAUGCCGGGCUAAAGGAGCGGGUGGCAAGAAGGUCUCCACAGGGGCAAAUGGCACCGACCGUAAAAACGGGAUCAACCCUGGUUCGAUUCUGGGCGCCAUGAUGGUUCAGAACCCGUCGGUGUAUGCUUCGCACAGCGAAUCAAAGUUUAGCAUUGACGAUGUCUUUGCCAGCGACUUUGCCGUUUUAAACGUGCCCGGCGAUUUCUGGCAGCAAGCCAAUAGUGGAAAAAACUCUUCGGAACAGGGGGAGAUGAACCUUGAUCAGGACGAUCCACUUUCCACCAUAAUGGAUAUUCUGUCUCAGAAGAGCACUGAUGAAAAUGACCUCUGCAACACUCUGGGAAACCUGGACGUAGACGUGGAGAACAAAGAGUUGGAGCAAUGGGAGGAGACUUUAAUGAAAAUGGACAACACUGCGAUCCCAGAUGAUUUCAAUGAUAUCCUCGCCUCCGAUUUUAUAUUGUCGUGCGUUGAGGACAUGCUGACAAAAGAGAGUUCGAAAGCGAAUCAAUUCCCAGAGGACAGCUUCGACCCAAUGCAAGUAAACUUAAUGGGGACCAGCCAACAAAACCCAUUUGGGUUUGACACCCAGAACUCGGCAAUGCCUGGCUGUCAAAAUCCAGUGCCACUUGGCUACCAGGAUUCAAUGGUGCCUAAUCCCCAGACCCCAAUGAUACCUUGCCCCCAGACCCCAAUGGUGCCUAAUCCCCAGACCCCAAUGAUACCUUGCCCCCAGACCCCAAUGGUGCCUAAUCCCCAGACCCCAAUGAUACCUUGCCCCCAGACCCCAAUGAUGCCUGGCCCCCAGACCCCAAUGAUACCUGGCCCCCAGACCCCAAUGAUGCCUGGCCCCCAGACCCCAAUGAUGCCUGGCCCCCAGACCCCAAUGAUGCCUGGCCCCCAGACCCCAAUGAUACCUGGCCCCCAGACCCCAAUGAUGCCUGGCCCCCAGACCCCAAUGAUGCCUGGCCCCCAGACCCCAAUGAUGCCUGGCCCCCAGACCCCAAUGAUACCUUGCCCCCAGACCCCAAUGAUGCCUGGCCCCCAGAGCCCAAUGAUGCCUUGCCCCCAGAGCCCUAUGGUGCCUACAGCACAGAAUCCGAUGCUGCUUGCCCCCCAACACCCAGCAGUCUCUGGGUCACAGGACGCAAUGCCAUUUGGACUCCAAAAUUCAAGCCUGAAUGAAAUGCAACCUGGGGUCCAGAACGCGCUGGGACCUUCCUUGCAGAAUCCCCUCGCAAUGAGCGUACGUAGCCGUCCUAACCCACAGAGUUUCCUUUCGCAUAGCCCCCAAAAACAAAUCACCUGUACCCCGGAGAGGAUGAGCUGCACAGAGCAAGUCAACAUGGAGAAGGUGCCAGCCCUGCGGUCGCUAAAGAGGAACCUGCAGCAAUCCACGCUGCAAAGACCCCGGUACUCGGAGUUAUCGGGGCAGCUGAAGGUUCAGCCUUUGAGUGACCCACUGCAGCAGGUGCCACAGUGGCCGCUGCCAAUGCAGAACGGGCAGCAGGAUCCCGCCCAGCCAUACCAAGCGCAAGAUUGCUUGAGCCACCAAGCGCCGGAGUCGUCUUGCAGGUUGACGCAAGCCUCACAAGACAGGGUUUCCACAGCUUGUUACCUGGACCAAAGCAACAGUGACCAGCUCCCGUACAGCUGCAAUGUGGCAGCCCAGCAGCGGACCACAGUGAGCCAAUUCCUGAUGGGGUUGCCCCCCAGCACUGCCAGCAGCUGCAUGUUUGCGUCCUGUCAAUACCAGGACCACGGCGAAUCUCUCGUCAGAACCGGACUGUCGUUCGUCGAUAGCAGCCCCCUCACUCCUCCGCCCCCCUACAGUAAACUUAAAGUAUCUCCCAAUCACAGCCCCUUACAGGCAACCAGUUACUACGAGAAGGACCCUGUCAGUUCUGUGAUAGGUUCCUCAGCUGUCCCCAAUGGAGAACUGAACACUUACAACACCUCAUGUCAAUUCGAGCCAAAUUUCUCACCCCUACCGAUUACUGAGAAUUCCGCCUGUCAAAUUCCAACAGGUCAGGCACCUUGGAAUUAGGACAUUUGACUCAAGGGAGAAGCUUCAAGCUGAGGAAGUGGAACACUGGGCACCCUCCUGCUUUGUUUGCUGAGAGCACUGGGCUGGUCAACUCUUGUGACUUGUUUGGACCGGGGAAGGCCGAACCUAAACCUUUGACAGUGUUUAGUGUAUAGUGCUGAAGCCCCAACAGACAAGCGUUCGACCCAAGUCGCACGUUCAUUGUAACCUCAUGCUAUCAUAUCUCAAGUAUCAUGGUGUCGCCAACUACAGUUCCUUGGUGAUCGAUUUUCUAUUGCUCUGUAAAAAGAUAUUAACUUUUAUAUUUUUGUAUAAAAAAUGCAGCGUGUUUUUUUUUUGAGUUGACGUUUCUGAUAUAAUCAUGAGCCAUUUUUCUUAGUGGCGAUCACAGUUUUUAAGCACACUGCACACCAUUGUGGCUGCUCUGUGCGUUGGAAGCCUUAUGAUGAAGGAGAUCAUUCCCAAGGAGCUGCCUUCUACUGAGGAUUUCAUUUUAACCAAUUGCUAAGUAUUAAUUGAAAGACAGAGACAUUCACCGUGGAGCAUGGGCACCCAGAGACUGAGGUGCAAUGGCCAGAGAGGAAUAUUACAGCUUGUUUGUACACCAACAGGAGCUGUCCAUCGGAUAAGUGACUCACUUGGUGUUUCACUCUGAAUCUUCUGAAGUUGGGACAUAAUUCUUUUUUUAAAGAAAAAUGUUUAAAAAAAACAUUUCAACUUUUUGAGCUAUUUACGUAUUAAAUCAAUACUUUACAAAAAAGAUUUGUGUAUAACGCAGCAUAUGAAAAAGUGUUUCGAUAUUAUAAAUGUCACAAUACAGAACCUAUUUGUUAUUCUGCUGAGCAGCUGCAUCACCCUUGGCCCUUUGCAGCUCUUGUAUGUUAGCACUCAAUAUAUUGGUGCCUUUCACUUAAAUGUCAUGUAGUUUUAUUAUGUGUCUAAACACAGUUGGCUGUCGAUAAAUUGUAUUUUUUUUUGCUUAAAA
This is a messenger RNA of Carcharodon carcharias (great white shark), 4741 nucleotides long. RefSeq names its product aryl hydrocarbon receptor 2 (gene ahr2). Lineage: Eukaryota; Metazoa; Chordata; Chondrichthyes; Lamniformes; Lamnidae. The record is from RefSeq and is a predicted model, not a curated record. Gene Ontology annotation, biological process: regulation of transcription by RNA polymerase II. The transcript is spliced from 11 exons. Gene Ontology annotation, cellular component: aryl hydrocarbon receptor complex; nucleus. The coding region runs from base 424 to 3756 and encodes 1110 amino acids. Gene Ontology annotation, molecular function: transcription cis-regulatory region binding; protein dimerization activity; nuclear receptor activity.